Molecule: messenger RNA, 507 nt
Organism: Parnassius apollo (apollo)
Lineage: Eukaryota; Metazoa; Arthropoda; Insecta; Lepidoptera; Papilionidae
Source: the annotation of a GenBank genome assembly
AUGGCUGGACGUGCUACUCAACAAGGUAGUGCCAUCCCAGCCUGGAGAAAAAGAAUCGAGGACCGUAUCGCAAAGGCAAAGGCCCUUAUCGGCAGACUGACAAGCUUCAGGUCGGGUAAUAUUAAACUGAGAGUUGUGCGCACCGUUAGAAUGGCGUUUGCUGGGACAAAUAUUAGUUUGUCCCAGCCGGAUAUCACGCAGAAACUAACGGAGCGCAUAGAUGACCUGAAGCAAAAAAAUCGCUGCUUGGGGAAGCGGAUUCGACGAUUUAGCGAGAGGUCAAGGCGGUUCAACCAAAAUCGUCUCUUCCAGAGUGAUCAGAAAAGGCUCUAUAAAUCAUUGGAGCGACCAGAGGUAUGUGGAGCGGGCCCAGGACCGGAUCAGGCUGACAUUGUCGCAUUUUGGCGUGGCCUGUGGUCAGAGCCCGUAAACCACAGCGAGGGCCCUUGGAUGGAAGUUGUGGCGAGCCAGAGUGCAAGUGUUACCCCAUGUACCCCGUCACCAUAA